UAUUAUGAAUGUGGAAAUUUCAGGAUGAAAGCUUGCAAAUAACUUUGGCAAAUGGGCUGAUCCAAGGGAAGACGGACCGCACCGAUAAGGGCUCGAAAUAUAGGUCGUUCAAGGGAAUCCCUUAUGCGGCAGCACCAAUUGGCGAAAGAAGAUUCAAGGGUCCGAGUGUGGCGCCCUCCUGGGACGGCAUCCUCGACGCCACUCAAGAUGCGGACAUGUGCGUCCAGAUAACGAACGAGCAGUACAUCGGUUCAGAGGAUUGCCUCCAUCUGAACGUCUACACUACACAGGAGCGGGCGGGACCGGAACUUCCGGUUAUGGUCUGGAUACACGGCGGCGCUUUCAUGACCGGCAGCUCCAAGCAGCAGAUAUACGGACCGGACUAUUUAAUCGAGAAGAACGUCGUCGUUGUCACCAUUAAUUACAGAUUAGGCGUUUUCGGUUUUCUGAGUACUGAAGAUAUCUCUUCGCCUGGAAAUUACGGUCUGAAGGAUCAAAUAGCCGCGUUGCGUUGGGUGCAAGCCAACAUCCAGCGGUUCGGUGGAAACCCCAACAACGUGACGAUUUUCGGAGAGAGCGCUGGAGCCGCCUCCGUGAGUUACCUUCUAUUAGCGCCGCAAGCGAAAGGUCUUUUCCACGGCGCCAUCUCCGAGAGCGGAACGGCCUUAUGUCCUUGGGCCUUGCAGCGCCAUCCACGUAACAUCGCCUUCGAAGUCGGUAUAGCUUUGGGCAUCAUCACCCUAUCCUCCGAAGACCUGGUGAACAGACUUCGAACCGUCGAUGCACGACUGUUGCACACAGCUUCCUCGAGCGCAGCCAUCCUUAACCUGAUUUCUCCGCUGAACGGUCUCCCUUACAGCCCCACCUUGGAGCCGGAACACGACGACGCCGUUCUAUCGUUGGGAAGCCAUGAGUUAUUCCGGACGGGAGAAUUCAAUCGGAUCCCAUAUAUUAUCGGUUUUAAUUCCGAGGAGAGCUCCGUGCUGCUAGAGCUUCUGGAUUACUUGAGGCCUUAUCUACUAUCCUACGACUUCGUGCCGACUAAUCUCGUUCCGGACGACCUCAACGUGCCGAAGAUAUCCUUGGACUACAUCCAAGCCGGUUACAAAAUCAAAAUCAAAUACUUCGGCUUUCUGUCCACCAGCCUCGCCCGCAGAACAAACAUUCUGAAGUACAUAAGUGAUUCGCAAUUCGUAAAGCCAAUAAAGGAGACGGUGAAAUUGAUGUCGAAAUACGUUCCGGUCUACUUCUACGAGUUCUCGUACGAGGGACGGGUAGGACUUAGGGCAAUAAAUACCUACAAACCCAUUAAGAGCGAUGUGAGAUACGUUGAAGGAGUUGGACACUCGGAAGAAAUGUGGUAUCUGUGGAAGAUGGCCAAUUUAACAGCAGACAAUUAUUACGAUGCUAAGAAGACGGACGUCUUCACCGAGCUGUGGACUAAUUUCGCUAAAAACGGAGCACCGACGCCGUCUUCGAUCGUCGAUCCUGCCCUGGGCAAUCUCAGUUGGCCCGCGUCCAAUUCUGGAAACGAUUUCAAAUACAUGGAUAUCGGCGACGAACUCAACGUCCUGGAUAAACCGCGGCAGGAGGCGAUGGACUUUUGGGAUGAUCUGUACGAAACGUACGGAGUUCCACCGUUCAAAACUUACUAACCGCAUAUGAACACAUAUAU
Messenger RNA from Nicrophorus vespilloides, 1675 nucleotides. Its product is annotated as venom carboxylesterase-6-like. The record is from RefSeq and is a predicted model, not a curated record. The coding region runs from base 9 to 1655 and encodes 548 amino acids. The transcript is spliced from 9 exons. Lineage: Eukaryota; Metazoa; Arthropoda; Insecta; Coleoptera; Silphidae.